Drosophila ficusphila is the source of this 852-nucleotide messenger RNA. RefSeq names its product transmembrane emp24 domain-containing protein 2 (gene CHOp24). The record is from RefSeq and is a predicted model, not a curated record. NCBI's taxonomy places the organism in Eukaryota, Metazoa, Arthropoda, Insecta, Diptera, Drosophilidae. Gene Ontology annotation, cellular component: COPII-coated ER to Golgi transport vesicle; endoplasmic reticulum-Golgi intermediate compartment; Golgi apparatus. The transcript is spliced from 3 exons. Gene Ontology annotation, biological process: Golgi organization; endoplasmic reticulum to Golgi vesicle-mediated transport; intracellular protein transport. The coding region runs from base 89 to 718 and encodes 209 amino acids.
CUGGUCUCACUGUUUCACGAACAACUCGACAACUACGUGGCUGCUGCUUGUUUUAAGUGAUUAAACCAGGCCAAAAGAACCCAGAACAAUGAUGGAAAGGACGCUCGCCAAGGUACUGCUUGUUCUGGGCAGUUUACUGAUCCUCUGCUGCUCCAGCCACGCCUUCAUCGUCAGCGUGGACGCCCACAACGAAGAGUGUUUCUUCGAGAAUGUCGAAGGCGGCACCAAGUUCGGUGUCACCUUCGAGGUGAUUGACGGCGGCUUCCUGGACGUGGACAUCAAGAUCAGCGGUCCCGAGAACCAUGUGAUGCACGAAAGCGAGAAGGAAUCCUCCGGCAAGUACACGUUCGUGGCCCCGGCAAAGGGUACCUACACCGUGUGCUUCAACAACGAGCGCAGCAGCAUGACGCCCAAGCUGGUCAUGUUCUCCAUCGAUGUCGGCGAGGCGCCGCAACGUGCCCCCGGAGCUCCCGGCGAGGAGGAGGUGGGCCACACCAAGCUGGAGGACAUGAUCCGCGAACUGUCCGGCACUCUGACCAGCGUCAAGCACGAGCAGGAGUACAUGCAUGUGCGCGACAAGAUCCAUCGCUCGGUGAACGAGAGCACCAACUCGCGAGUGGUGCUGUGGUCCACCUUCGAGGCCCUCGUGCUGGUCCUCAUGACAGUGGGACAGGUCUACUACCUGAAGCGGUUCUUUGAGGUCAAGCGCGUCGUGUAAUCCGGACCAGAACACCAGGAUGAGAGGAGCGAAGAAGCAACACACUGAGAUGGGGAGAUGUGUUGCAGUCUCAGAUUUAAAUUAAACGAGUAACAUCCUUUUGUAAUUAAAAUAAAAUACCUUGUAAAAAGUAA